AUGCGGGAGGUCAACUUCAGUAUCCCCAAUGUCAACAAGGCCUCCGUUAACAUAACCACCACCCUCUAUGACCGACGGGCCCUUGAUUGUACAUCGACCCUACCUCUGAUUAACUCUCUCAACCAUCUGGCUUACCUCACGACGUCCUCCGCUCGAAUUCGUGAUAUCCUCACCGUGGAUGGCGGCAUUGAACGCCUAGUUUGCAUCCUCAAACAGGGUCGCAGCAACAACCUGAUGGAGAUGUGGAAAUGGAGCCUCGCUUUUCAAUGUGUUGUCAACAUUGGGGUACGCGGCUCAGAGUCUGUCAGAACUCGAGUGGUUGAGGCAGAUAUGGUGCCUGUUAUUGCCACGAUUCUAGAUAACUAUAUCAAGGUAUUUGACAAAGUUCGCGCUCGAACGGACUCGGAAUCCCAGUGGCACAAGCACCAUCAUCAUCAUCACAAGACGAUACAAACUACCAGUGAAGAUCACUCUACCGAACAAUCCUCCGCCGUUCAACGCCCUUCUCGCCGUCAACCUCCUCCUUCCCGCAUUGAAAUCCCACCCUUCUACCAUGACGCCCGUACCGCAGACUCCAACACCAUGGACAUUACAUCCCCUUCCCGUGUACCGAUGACAUCCCCGCCCGAGAGAAGCACGUUUGGUCAUGAGGUGCACGCUCAUAGAUCUCAUGCAACUCCCCGCCACAGAGCAAUACAGCCCUUAGCCACAGCUAUUCCUUCCAUAGAUACGACUGACGGAUUUGGUUUGCGCCCAGUGCGUGAUACUGAGAGACUCCCUAGCAUGCUCCCUGCUAUAUUCAACGGUCUUGCAUCUCAACCCGAAUCUCCCACCACACCAAACGGAGCGGGGAACCAUCGAAGCAGCACACAGACCAUCAUUGCGUCUCAUCAGCGUCCGUCCCUUCGACAGCAACAGUCAGGCUCUGGCGAAUCUGAUGAUGCAAACAUUGACACGUUAGGGGAUGAUGAUGCGACUACUGGUGCAGCUGAACCAAUCGUCGAUAUACAGAGCCGAAUGGAAAUCGAUGAUGACGGCGACAGAAUUGAUACCGUUUCCAAUGCGCAUGAUUUGACUGUAACCGACACUUUAGAAGGACAGGAGGCCGAAACAUUCAACAUAACCCAUCGCUCUACUGUCAACAAUACACCUCAGACCCACGGAGCGCUUGGUCUGUCGCCCGCUCAGGCUGUCAACAACGCCAACUCACCCGCCUUUGUGCCGAGCCCAUAUUACACAUAUCUCCGUGAGCGAACAAACGCCACUUCCCAAAACUUUAUCAACACACUGCCGCGCGAAGAGGAUGUACUAAUGUCGCUGCAACUCUUGGCCUAUGUCAGCAAGUACUGCGAUCUCCGUUCCUACUUUCAGAAUUCCCACCUGGUGCCCAAACUCAAGAUCGAUCGUGAGCUUCAAAUGCUGGAUGAAGGAGCCUCGCCAGUUGAGCCAGUUGACGUCGAAAAAGAGCAAGACGAAUAUCUGCUCCCUGACGAUUUCAACAUCUUCCCCUUGGUAGAGAGAUUCACUGUUCGAUACCACGCAAAGGACAUGCAGUACUGGGCAUCGGUCGUCAUGCGAAACCUCUGCCGCAAAGAUGAAUCGAGAGGUGGCAUCCGACAGUGCGCAAACUACAAGUGUGGCAAGUGGGAGGAAUUCCAACGUCAAUUCGCCAAGUGCCGACGCUGCCGUCGCACCAAAUACUGUAGCAAGGAUUGCCAAAAAACCGCGUGGGUCUAUCACCGACACUGGUGCCAUACCUCGCCAUGA
Aspergillus calidoustus is the source of this 1767-nucleotide messenger RNA. Lineage: Eukaryota; Fungi; Ascomycota; Eurotiomycetes; Eurotiales; Aspergillaceae. The record is from the annotation of a GenBank genome assembly.